This is a messenger RNA of Rubroshorea leprosula, 1564 nucleotides long. The record is from the annotation of a GenBank genome assembly. Lineage: Eukaryota; Viridiplantae; Streptophyta; Magnoliopsida; Malvales; Dipterocarpaceae.
AAAAAUUUCAGAAUAAAUGUACACAAAUGUAGGAGCAAAAAUCAGAUUCUCAUUCAAUAUUUAAGCAUGAUGUACACGAUAGGAAUCAACAACAAAAUAUAAGACCGAUAAUGUCAGUACUGUCUGAUUUUUUCUCGCACUCUUUCUGCUUCUCUUCAGUUUUUUUCUUCUCUUUUUAUUUCUUCUCUUCCUUCUCUCUGAUUUUUCCCCCUUUUUUUUCUUCUUCCCUCCACCCGAAAAGCUCCCUCCUUUUUACAGGCAAAUCGGAGUGAUCCGAUUUUCUUCCUUCAAUCCCGACAGUUCCUAGUCCUGGAUUUGCCGCCCGCCUAGCCUUAGAGUUGCCACCCACCUAAAGCCCUAGAUUCCUUCAACUUGCUUCAGAUCCAUGACUUAGAGGGGAUGAAUGGCUUGGUGACAAGGCUUCGACGUAGAUCCCUUCACAUGGGAUGAAAGAGGAAGGGGAAGGGACCAAUUUGGAGAGGACGGGACAAGGGUUGGGCAUUCGGGUGGGUAACCGAAUGCUUACCCAGAAACUGAACUGAAAAAAUGAAUUCGUAUGGACAAUAGCAAACCAGUUUCGACUCCACUUGUUUUGCAUGAAAAAUUGUCCAAAAGGGAUGGAAGUGUAUAUGUGGAUGCUUCACAAUAUAGGAGUGUAGUUGGCAGUUUGCUCUAUCUUACUGCAACGAGGCCUGAUAUCAUGUAUGCUGCUAGUCUUCUAUCUAGAUUCAUGAGUUCUCCUACUCAACUUCAUUUUGCUAUUGCAAAAAGGGUGUUGAGGUAUGUGAAUGGUACUUCGGAUUAUGGACUUUGGUUUGAGAAAAUUGAUUCUGGUUCUUUGGUGGGGUACUCUGACAGUGAUUGAGCUGUUAGCUUAGAUGAUGGAAGAAGUACUAUUGGUUAUUUAUUCAAAUUUGGUUUUGGUGUUUUUUGUUGGAUCUCAUUUAAGCAAGAUGUAGUUGCUCAAUCUAUUGCCGAAGUAGAAUAUAUUUUAGCUGUAGAAGCCUCAAAUCAUGCAAUCUAGUUGAGGAAAAUGUUGACUGAUGUGGGACAGCCUCAACUUGGUCCUAGUUUAAUUUAUGUGGAUAGUAUGUCAGCUAUUGUGAUUGCUCAAAGUCCUGUGCAGCACAAGAGGACUAAACAUGUUCAUGUCAAGUAUCAUGUAAUUAAGCAGUACAUCAAGAACAAGCAGAUUUAGUUGCUACACUGCAGCUCAGAUGUUCAAUUUGCUGAUAUUCUUACAAAGUCUUUGCCAAAACAGAGGUUUGAAAUGUUGAGAGAGCAGCUUGGAGUUACCAGACUUGCUCUCAAGGAGGAGUGUUGAAGCAACUGAGACCAAGUCUUUUAAUUUUAUUAUGACAGUUAUGUUAUGUAGCAGUUUUCUUUAUGUUAGUUUGUGAUUCAUGAGUCAUGGUGUAGUAUUUUAUUUUACAGUUUUUUAACUUCCUUAUGUUUUAGUAACUAUCAUGUUUGAGUUGCUGUUUUUUAUUAAAAAACAAUAUGUAUGCUUUAUGUUUUGUGUCUAUGUUUGCUGGUAUAUACCAGAUAAAACUCAGUUUAUAUU